AAAAAAGAAAAAUAUGAUGGAAAGGUUGCUAAUUAAGUUGCUAUUGAUGGUUGCAAUAGUUUUAGUUCAAGCAUACGGAUUCAAAGGUUUCUUGGAGAAAGAGAGGAUUGGUCUAUUAGAAUUGAAAUCUUUUAUAAGAUCAGUCAGUAAUAAUGAAACAGAAAAAAUUCUUGUUUCAUGGGUUGAUGAUAAAGCAUCUAAUUAUUGUGAAUGGGAGCGAGUUCAGUGCAAUGCCACUAUUGGACGUGUCAUCAAACUAUCCCUCAAUUAUACUGUGCAAAUCAAAUAUAUUCAAGAUCUUCGGAGACUUCCAACUCUAAAUUUGUCUUUGUUUCAUCCUUUUGAAGAGCUGAGAAGUCUUGAUUUAUCUGAGAAUAACUUUGGAGGUUGUCAUGAGAAUAAAGCAAAUGAUGGCUUCAGGAGUUUGAAAAAACUCAAGAUCUUAGAUCUUAGUUACAAUUACUUCAACGUCACUUUUUUAUCAUACUUGACUACCAUAACUUCACUUACCACUUUGAAUCUUGAAAGCAAUAAUUUGGGAGAAGGUCUCAAAUGGGUGAAACAAGGUAUACAAUAUUCAAUUAAUUAAUCUUAAUUUAUUUUUGUUUCUAAUUUAAAAAACUAACUCUUUUUUCUUGGUGCAGGUAUUGAUUUCAUCUUACAAACUUAAAAACGUUGGAUCUAAGUUAUAAUUAUAAAAUUAAUAGAAUUUAUAACAAUACUCACCUCUUCUUAAUACGUUAAUACUAACAUUCUUAGGGUUGUUGUUUGUUGUUGUCUUUUUUUUUUUUUUUCAGUUAAUAGAAUUUAGUUACACCAAACUUUUAGUAAUUAUAAUACAGAUAAUGUGUUUGUAUUUUUAAACUAAUACUGUUUGAA
This is a messenger RNA of Mangifera indica (mango), 879 nucleotides long. Its product is annotated as receptor-like protein 14. The transcript has 2 exons. Gene Ontology annotation, molecular function: protein binding. The record is from RefSeq and is a predicted model, not a curated record. Bases 14 to 589 code for a protein of 191 amino acids. NCBI's taxonomy places the organism in Eukaryota, Viridiplantae, Streptophyta, Magnoliopsida, Sapindales, Anacardiaceae.